Pleuronectes platessa (European plaice) is the source of this 5661-nucleotide messenger RNA. RefSeq names its product LON peptidase N-terminal domain and ring finger 2 (gene lonrf2). The transcript has 12 exons. The record is from RefSeq and is a predicted model, not a curated record. NCBI's taxonomy places the organism in Eukaryota, Metazoa, Chordata, Actinopteri, Pleuronectiformes, Pleuronectidae. Bases 986 to 3325 code for a protein of 779 amino acids. Gene Ontology annotation, molecular function: protein binding.
CGCGUCACAUGACCCGCCUCGCCGAAUUGCGUACAAUCCGAAGAAGCGACAACCUUUUAUUAGCCGAUGCUAGCUGGUUAGCAACCAGUAUGAAAUGCCAUUACUGUUAGCUUCUCUCCCACCGGGGCUUCGUUUUCUCAUUAAACGGAAGGGCGUGUCACUUGGAAGCCUGAGGACGUGUGCGUUUUUCGGGGACAUCGCCUCAGGAAGAGUCCGUUUGCGGGAGUUCUGAUGCGAAGUCACGGUUAGCACUAGCUAGCGCUCACGGGGCUGCGUACAUACAAACAACGGCUGCGGCUCAGCUGAGCCACGAUGCUCUGUUAUGGAGUCUCGAGGUAAAAUAUAAACUAUUUAUUUUCUACUUUAAUUAACUGUGAACUUUUCAUAACCCCAAUACGGCAUUUAUGCUGUGUUAAAGUUAGUUUAACGUCGAGUAAGCGCUAUUGAGCAAGUGGAAAUUAAGCUUCUUACUUGCUAACGUGAAUCUUUGAGGAUUUUACUGGCUGGCUCAACACCACAUUUAUAGCCUAAACAUGUCGUAGAAUCGAUUAAUCAUUAGAGGACGCUACUCAGGGAAGUCUGUGUCUUUAACGAGAAGGACUUCAUGAGGUCAAUAAGAAGGAGCGAUAGAGGUUUCAUAAGCUCUGUUUGUAAAUAACUCCUCCUUCCGGGGACCAUACCAGGUGUUGGCAGGUCAUGGCUCCCUGCUAACUGCACUGCUGCUGAGGCACCGCUUGGUGUUUGGGACCGGUGAUGUUACACAGACGUCCUAUAUUACCGAGGUUGAGGUCGUGUGACUCGGGACUAGUCAUAGUGUCCAGCAGGCAGAGUCGGCCAUAACCGGAGCCUUCGUUUCAACACGUUAAACAAGACUAAGCACACUUUGCGGGUAUGAUUUCGGCUCAGCAUGAGGAGAUGGGUCUGCUUUCGUUGGACUCUCAGUGAACGGUCUUAGUCUCUGACUCUCCCCCCUUUGGAGAAGAAGAUGGAGACAGGAUGCAGGUCCCAACAGGGCGAGCCUUUCGUCCACCCGCUCUCCAACCCCGGGGCUGCGGGGAUCUGCCCCGAGAUGCUGGAGGUGGCGGAGGAGGCUAACCGAGCCGGGGACUUUAACCUGGCCGCGGAGAUCUACAGCUCCCUGCAGGCUGACUUGCAGCAGCCGGACAGAGGCUUGUGUCUAAGGAAGGCGGACUCUCUGACCCGCGCAGGGCGGAUAUCCGAGGCGCUGGACCCCUACUGCACAGCGGCCAGUCUUGACAAACUGCGCCCGGAGGAGCUCCCCAUCCUGGUGGAAACCAUCGCCCGGACUCUCCAGGAGAAAGAGCUGAGCAUCCUCGCUGCGACGAACGGUACAAGCAGUAGCAGCGGCGAGGAUGACUGGAUUGAGGGUAACGGGGAAUGCGAGGUGGAUGAAGCCCUUGAAUUGUUUUCAUGUAGCCUCUGCAAGUGUCUGCUCCACGAGCCCACCACCGUGGAGUGCGGACACACUUUCUGUAAACGCUGUCUAGAGGAAGAGACUGUCAAAGAAUGCACACUAUGCAAACACACGUUGGACAACAAAGACGGACUGCCAAACGGCCUGCGACUGAACGUGGUUCUCAGUGGCCUGUUGGAUAAACUGUUUGCAACUGAGAGCAGAGCCAGGAAGUUUUGGAUUGAGGGCGAGGUGCUGUGGAAGAACCAGAACCUCUCAGAGGCCUUGGAGAAGUACGAUGCUGCUGUAGAUCUAGUGCCCUCCUCAGGCCGACUGCUGUUUCAACGGGCUGAGUUGAACAUGGAGAUGAGGAACUUCAGCAAGGCAGUGCAGGACACCAGUAGCCUCUGUAGAACAAAACCUCUCUGGACCAAGGCUCACUAUCUGAAAGCCAGUGCUCUCAGGAAAGCAGACCGGAACGAUGAAGCCUUGCAGGAAUACUUAAUAUGUCUGGCGCUGAAGCCCGACUGGACCAAAGUCAAACUGGAGGCUCAGAAGGUCCUUAGCGAGCUCUUUUCCUCUGUGUUUGAGAAUGAGGACAGGCCGACACCACUGCAUCCUCUGCAGGGAGGGUUGGCCAGCCGCCUCAUCAAACCCGGCGUCUUGCUCAGGUCCCUGAGGCCUCUCACACAGAGACCGGGCUCCUCCUCACAGGACUCAGAUAUCAGUGUGAACAAACAUGCUCCAGUGGACAACUCAUCCUUCAGACUGUCCAUUGUGGCACCCGGUAAAUCGGACCCCGCUGCGGAGGAAGGCUGCACUAAGAGCCUUGCCUUAGUUCUGGCUGCACUACCGGCGUCCCCUAGUGGCCUUAAGAGGAAACAUGGCAGUGACGUACCAUCAGAAACCUUCAACCCCCCCUCCAAACAGCUCAGACCAGAUGAGGUGAGCGGCUCACAGACAUUGGGCUCAGUGUGCGGAGGAAAGAUUGUUCCUGCUGACCUGUUGGACAGUGGAGACAUGGAGUGUUCACUGUGCAUGAGAUUGUUCUAUGAGCCCGUGGCCACUCCCUGCGGACACACCUUCUGCCUCAAGUGUCUGGAGCGCUGCAUGGAUCACAACCCCAACUGUCCCCUGUGCAAGGAGAACCUUGCUGAGUAUCUGGCCACCAGGGGUUACAACAAGACCCUUCUGAUGGAGGAAGUGCUGCAGCGUUACCUGGGAGAUGAGCUGAAUGAGAGGAAGAAAAUCCAUGAAGAGGAGAUGACGGAAUUGUCCAACUUGAAACAAGAAGUGCCGGUCUUUGUGUGCACCAUGGCCUUCCCCACAAUCCCCUGCCCGUUGCACGUGUUUGAACCGCGCUACCGCCUCAUGAUCCGCCGCUCCAUGGAGACUGGUACCAAGCAGUUCGGCAUGUGCAUAGCUGAUGAGCUCAAAGGAUUCGCCGACUUCGGCUGCAUGCUGCAGGUUCGGGAUGUGAAGUUCUUUCCUGAUGGCCGUUCAGUGGUGGACACCAUCGGUGUGUCACGGUUCAAAGUCCUCAGCCACGGCCAAAGAGAUGGUUACAACACGGCUAAGAUCGAGUACCUGGAAGACAAAAAGGUGGAGGGAGAGGAACUGGUGGAGCUGGUGAAGCUGCACGACUCUGUGUAUGACCAGGCCAACGGCUGGUUCACCUCGCUGAAGGACAACAUGAAGAGCCAGAUACUCAGCCACUUCGGACACCUUCCCAGCAAAGACCCUGACCCACAGGGCAGUCCCUGCGGCCCCGCCUGGUGCUGGUGGCUGCUCGCUGUCCUUCCCCUGGAGAAUAGAGCCCAGCUGACCAUCCUGUCCAUGACCUCCCUCAAAGAGCGACUCAUUGCCAUCCGCAGGGUCCUCAUCUUUGUCACGCGCAAGAGGCCACGGUGAUGGCUGAGCAGUCAGACAGGAUGCUUGGCCUUCUAUGCAGUUCAAAAACCAAUUUGGUCAUUCAAUGGUCAUUUAGUGUUUUACUCAUUCAUACUGUACUGAAGUCACACAGUCGUUUCUGUUGGGAAUGAAGGAGGGUUGGUUUUGCUCGUAUGAUGGCAUUCCCUUCCCACUGUUCAUCUUUUCAUCCUCCAACCAACAACCUAAGUGGCUGUAUUGAGCAACAAAACAUUUGAAAGGAGUGCCCUCUCACCUUGUUAUGUUCAGGGUAAAAGCGGUCCUGCUGAGCCCUGCUGAGCCCUGUCACUUCCAUUAGGUGUCUCCUGGAUGAUUCACUCGACUCUGUUCUGAAGGAACAAAAAUGUAUCACUCUUGGCGGACCUACUCAAGAGGUAGAGCGGUUCCAUCCGCGGCUCCUACAGAUUUUGACAAAGUGUCCUUGAGCAAGACGCUGAACCCCAAACUGAUGCUGUGUCAUCGUGAGAAUGUGGUAAUUAGUAAGUGAGCCGUACAUUGUAAAGCGUUUUUACAAUAAAAAUGAAUAUAAAUGCAGUAUUUUUUUUUUUACCAUUUUAUCACCACUAAAGCAUUGUCAAAAGAAAAGGAUCAGGUUCAAGGGAUUUCUUCAACAUAUGCCGCAGUAUGUCACACAAGCUGAAACAGAUGCUGGCCUGCUACAUUGCAGUGUGGCUGUACGACUGCUUGUACAGGUAUGGAAUCAAUACCAAAUCUCACCUACUGCAACAUGAAGCAAAAACACUCGGCAUGAUGGUAACGAACAAGAGAAUGUACUGGUCUGCCUGUAGAAAGUGGUUGUCUUUUUAUUUCCCCUCCCUACUAAAUUUGUAUAGUCUAUGGUGAGGUUCAGGUGAGGGGUCAAUCCUGUAAUUGCAACAGCUGCUUCUCUAGAGAUCUUCCUGACUGAGCCAAAACUCAUGAUAACACCUGGAACUUUACAUCUGCUGCUUCAACAGGCAGUGGGUGUGUACCUCAUACAAAGUGACGGGCACCAUGAGAAUCAGUGUGUUCCGAAUUGGGAUCAUGCCCAUGAUACUCACAUCAAAAGAACAAGUACAACUCUAAAACAUCUUGCUCCUCUCGUCUCGGCAGAAGGUUCGACACGAGUCAAGGGUAAACCCACGUCACACAGAAGUUCCAUAUCCAGAUCCACUUGAUCGGGAACUUUAAAGUUCUAUUGUAGCAUUUCUCUGGACUUCAAAUACCAUCUUGGUUUAUUCAGUUUCUCCCUCUGAUAUGCCCGUUUGUGUACGUGUAUGGUGAACUUUUAAGUUGGGUGAUUUGUAUGUACAUCAAUGUAACUUGGAGGCCUUUUUAAUGUUUUAUUUAAGAAACGUUUCAACCUCUCUUUUCUCUACUUCGAUCUCUCUCUGUCUGGUUGCAUUUGGACGCACGCUGUAAUGCAAUUCCUGUUUGUGAAGUUGGCCUGCGGGGUUUCCCUGUCAACAAAUAGUUACAGAAUCAAUGCUUUUCUCACCAGAACACCAGUUUGUGUGUGUGUCCUUGAGGCCUGACAAACGUGCUGAAUCAUUUUCCUUGCUCUGAAAAAGUUUGCAAAGCAGAUGUGUCAAAGGAAAUAUUUUGACCUGGUAUUGUUGGCUGUUUCCCCCCGCCUUUAUUGGCUCAAUCCCGUUUACUUGGGUUAAACAGCGAAUUUAAAUUUGUUACUGCUUCAAAGCACUUAGAAAUGUUCUAAAACUCAGGUGUAAACUCUAAAAAAUUAUUCAAAUGUUCCACAGUCAGGAACUGAUAACAAAAAUGUUAUGUUGCGAUUGGAUCACAGGUACCAUUAGGAGGUUUUGGCCACCUGUUUUUUAUCAGAAGGAAUUUUAGUUUUAUGUUUGUAUCCUGCGCAAGGGCAAAUCGCAGCUCGUACAAUACAGGAAGAACAUGUGAAUGAUGAACGAUUGAAAGCAUUUAAAAUGUCUUUGCACAUUUAGAUUUGAUGUGGUGGGAUUUGUGGGAAACUCAUUUGUUCACAAGAAUCUUCACCAGUGUGCUUUUAACAUCUGGAGGUUGUUGAUUGCUCAAAUUUGACUCCUUUUGCAAGUCAUUAAAUUUAAUAAAGUCAUUAAGUAAAUAAAAUCACAUUAUGAUUAAUUUAAAACCGGUAAGGCUGUGGUUGUAAUUGCAUUACCAGCGUGCGGAAAAAUGCUCCGUUCCUCUGUAUGAUUCUGUCCUUCCAAAAGUUUGUGACUCUACUGCAGUUGCUGGCUCUCCCCAUAGGAGUAGUGUUCACAAUGUGCUGCAUUCCCUUGUAUAUUUGUAUAGGGAGCUCUUAUACCUAUUUUUUAUUGCAAAUAAAGAGAAUCAAUUGA